GUGCAACUUUCCCAGCAUCUAUUGCCAAGGACCAAUUUCUCGCUCCAGCUAGAUGCAGGCUUGCCUUCAAAUCUCCAUUAUUUCCCAUCAUCAGAAAUUACGACAACACUGUGGCCUCGACAAGAUGAUCCCCUUAUUCUUAACAAUCUUGGGGCUUCUGCCUCAAUCAUUGCUGAAACUAAUAUCUCCAGCUUGGCUCCUUUGGCCCUCCAACACGAUCAUGAUCCUCCUAAUGAUCUUGGAAUCAGCUCGAAAGACUUGGGCAGAAAAUGGAGAUUUGUGGAGAAUGGUGGAGUACAACCAGGCUCAGCUCGAAAGGCUCGGCAAAAAUAUGAAGGGAUUUGUUGCUCUAAGCCGAGGAAUCUGAGGAAGAUGAGAAGGCAUGGAAAAAACAAGAAAAAGAAAGUGGAUGUGGAGAAUGGAGGUACGCUGGGCAGUGAGGAGGCAGAUGGAAAAUGA
Ilex paraguariensis (yerba mate) is the source of this 459-nucleotide messenger RNA. The record is from the annotation of a GenBank genome assembly. NCBI's taxonomy places the organism in Eukaryota, Viridiplantae, Streptophyta, Magnoliopsida, Aquifoliales, Aquifoliaceae.